Molecule: messenger RNA, 840 nt
Organism: Folsomia candida
Lineage: Eukaryota; Metazoa; Arthropoda; Collembola; Entomobryomorpha; Isotomidae
Product: zinc finger protein 728
Exons: 2
Coding region: 1-840 (279 amino acids)
Biological process (GO): regulation of transcription by RNA polymerase II
Cellular component (GO): nucleus
Molecular function (GO): RNA polymerase II transcription regulatory region sequence-specific DNA binding; DNA-binding transcription factor activity, RNA polymerase II-specific
Source: RefSeq, a predicted model, not a curated record
AUGCAUGAAGCCGACCCUUUCCCUUACCAGUGUUCUUCGUGCCCUAAAAAAUUCAAAAUCGCCAAAUCCCUCCGUAUCCACCUAUCUCACCCUUGCCAUAGUGGUGACGGUGCUCCACCCCCAAAACCUUUACCGUGUCCCCUCUGCCUGAAAAAGUUUAGUUCGGACUCGUCCCUGGAGCGCCACACCGCCAACCUGCACCCCCUCCACUCCUGCACUUUCUGCUCGCUGGCCUUCCCCUCCCCCGAAGAGACGGUCACCCACGAGCUCCUCCACCAAAAUUCUGAUCAGCCCUUCGCCUGCACGACUUGCCCCGGGGCCGCAUUCCCAAACUCGGCCAGGCUCAAGGAACACGUGGCGGUUGCGCAUCUCAACAAAUUUUCCAUCUGCGACUUCUGCGGCCUGAAAUUUAAAAGUGUGACAGGUCUGAAGAAACAUCAGAAACUUCAUGACGAGUCGUUCGUCGGGUGUCGGUGUGACGUUUGCGGCGCCACGUUCGUUACCAAGUCGACCCUCGCGACGCACAUGUUCAAACACGUGACAGACAAGGGGUUCACGUGCGAAAUUUGCGGGAAGGGUUUCAUUCAUCCAGCCAGUUUGAAGCGACAUCGGAUCGGUCACGAGGAAAGGUUGCCGAUCGAGUGCAAAAUCUGUGGGAAGAGGUUUGCCACCAAACAGUUUUUGUUGGUUCAUGAGGAAACGCAUUCGGGAACGUUGAGCAACGAGUGUGACGUUUGCGGGAAGAAGUUUCAGACGAGGCAAGGCCGUCGUCGCACGUGGUGGGAGUGCACGGACCGAAGGGGACAAAGAAGAGGAGGGGAAGGAGAAGGAAUAAGAUAG